AUGAUUUCUAAGGGAUAUUCAUUUUCAAUUGGUACUCGUCAUUUGACAUAUAAUGUGUUUUCACGUCCAUCAUAUGUUAUUAAAGGAUUAUUAACCAUUAUUCCAAUCACGACAUUUGGAUUGGGUACAUGGCAAUAUUAUCGUCUUAAAUGGAAAACCCGUCUUAUAGAAGAAUUUGAAAAAAGAAUGUCUAAUGAGCCUUUAAAAUUAACAAAAGAUGUCAAUUUUUCAGAUAUAAUUUCAUUUGAAUAUCAAAAGGUUUUAUUAACAGGAAGAUUUAUACAUGAUCAAGAAAUACUUGUGGGACCUCGAUUAUAUGAAGGAAGAAAUGGAUAUCAUGUUAUUACACCUAUGGAGCUAGGGGAUGGACGUAAAUGUUUAAUUAAUCGUGGUUGGAUACCAUUUUAUAUGGCAGAUCAAUCAAAAAGAACAGAGGGAAUGCCUAUAGAAGAAGUUACUAUUAAAGGUUUAAUACGUUUGCCUCCAAAAAGUAAUUUAUUUACACCUAAAAAUCAACCUGAAUUAAAAAAAUAUUAUUACAUUAAUAUUGAAGAAAUAUCGAAGCUAACAGAAUCAGAAAACAUAUAUAUAGAACAAUUAAUAGAAAAUGAUUUUAUUAUGGCGCCUUUUUUAGCUACCAAAGGUAAACCCAUUGGUAAACUAGCUGAAAUACAAGUACGAAAUAAACAUUUAGAAUAUAUGGUUACAUGGUAUUCCUUAUCUAUCGCAACAUUAUUCAUGCUAUAUCACGUAUUCAGGCAGUCACCAACAUCAUUAAUUGCUAGAAGAGUAAAUCAAAUCAAAAGAUUUUCUUGA
This is a messenger RNA of Pneumocystis carinii B80, 816 nucleotides long. RefSeq lists its product as hypothetical. The record is from RefSeq and is a predicted model, not a curated record. The coding region runs from base 1 to 816 and encodes 271 amino acids. Gene Ontology annotation, cellular component: mitochondrion; membrane. Gene Ontology annotation, biological process: mitochondrial respiratory chain complex IV assembly. The transcript is spliced from 7 exons. NCBI's taxonomy places the organism in Eukaryota, Fungi, Ascomycota, Pneumocystomycetes, Pneumocystales, Pneumocystaceae.